Gadus morhua (Atlantic cod) is the source of this 2819-nucleotide messenger RNA. It is a transcript of the gene rnf168, whose product is annotated as ring finger protein 168. The record is from RefSeq and is a predicted model, not a curated record. Gene Ontology annotation, molecular function: nucleosome binding; ubiquitin-protein transferase activity. The transcript is spliced from 8 exons. Gene Ontology annotation, biological process: protein ubiquitination; double-strand break repair. NCBI's taxonomy places the organism in Eukaryota, Metazoa, Chordata, Actinopteri, Gadiformes, Gadidae. Gene Ontology annotation, cellular component: site of double-strand break; nucleus. The coding region runs from base 328 to 1650 and encodes 440 amino acids.
AUGCCCACCAUUGUGGCACUGGCAACGGAUCCCGCGAUACAAAGCUAAGCUAUCAGGCUAAUCUAUAUAGUUACUAAACUAAGUGAUAUUGAUCAAUGACCGACUUGAACCGGGUUGUAUCAUUCUAUUGACAACAAGUAGUACGGGGGGGAUCACUUGUUAAGUGCUAGUUCUGAGUUUAGCAACGUUAUCUUCUGUCCUGGUGAAUGUUUUGCUCUGAUUUCGAAGUAAAGACGAGGAAUAAGGAGUAAUCCCGGGAUCCUGACGGGUGAUGCCCUUUAUCCCUCGAGCACCCUGCUGGUUUCCGUGGUGACGGGGAGAGGGACCAUGGCCCCAGUGUCAGAGGGGCAGCAGGGGCGGCGCCUGGUCAGAGAGGACUGCCUCUGUCCAGUGUGUAUGGAGAUUUACCUGGAACCAGUCACCCUGCCCUGUCAGCACACCUUCUGCAAGCCUUGUUUCCUCAAGUCGGUGGACCAGGCCACGCUGUGCUGUCCUCUGUGCCGAAAGAGGAUCUCCACCUGGGCACGCCUCAACAGCCGCAAGAAGACCCUGGUCAACGAGGAGCUGUGGAGAGAGGUGCAGGACGCUUUCCCCCUGCAGUGCCAGCGUCGCCUCAAUGGGGAGGAGGAGGUGGACGAGGAGCACGCGGAGUCCUCGAGGCCUCGAGUCUGCCAGCCAGGAGAAGUGAGGAAGGAGUACGAGGACCAGGUCUCCAGGCUGGAGGAGGAGCGUCGUGUGGGGGAGGAGGCGGAGAGCAGGGCAAGUGAGGAGUUCAUCCAGCUCCUCCUGCAGGAGGAGGAGCUGCGUUUGGCCCAGGAGAGAAGGCGGCAAGAGGAGAAACUUGAGGAGGACGAGAGGCUGGCACGCCUCCUCAGCCAGGAGCUGAACUCCUCUCCGGUGUCUGAGCCUGCUUCUUCUCAUGCCAAGAUAAAACCUGCCCCUGGACAAAUAGACAGGUUCCUGUGUCCACUGCCUCCAAGACCAACCAGUUCAGUCACCAACAGGGACAACAUACUGCUCACCCCCCCACCCCCAGACAUCACCAGACCAGCUUCACCCAGACACCCGGACACCCCCCGACCGGCUCCCCCAGGAGACCCAGACCAGACCGAAGCCCCCCCCGUCCUGACCCCAUCCUCCAAGAGAGGCAGCGUCCAUGUGGAGACGGGCCCAGCCUCCUCCUCCUCCAAGAGACGCUGCUCUUCCCACCCCAGCACCUGGCCGCACCAGCAGGUCUCAGACGGUUCUGGAGUCCGAGGGGGCGGGGAGGGGGAGGAGGAGGUCUGUGUUCUCCUGGUGGAGGAGCUGAGCCGGCAGGAGGAGGCGCUGUUCGGCCGCCGUCAGCAGGAGGAGCAGGACCGUCUGGUGGCUGAGCUCCUCCAGAAGGAGCUGAACAAGGAGGAGCAGCGGGCCUUCACCGACCGCAGCAAAGGCUCCGCUGACCCUUACCAGCUGCGCCGCAAAGCCAGAACCCCCAGCAGAACCUCCUCCUCCUCCUCCUCCUCCAAACGAAAUGAGGUGGGAGCAGAGCGAAGGGCUACUCCUAACAGACAGACGGCCAGCAGCUCAAGCUCCGGCCCCGCCCCUCACCUGCCAGGGGCCAAUAAGCAGGCCUCACUAAAGGAUAUGUUCCGACGCCUCUCCAACUGAGAUCGGGACCAUCGGACCUUAGUUUCUCCCCCCACGCUUCCUCCCUGCUAACAUUCAUUGCCAAGUACGUUAGCAUCAUUACACUGCUCGUAGCGCACAGUAUACUGUAUGUUGGCAUCCUAACACUGCUUCUAGCGCACAGUAUGCUGUAUGUUAGCAUCCUAACACUGCUUGUAGCGCACAGUAUGCUGUAUGUUAGCAUCAUUACACUGCUUGUAGCGCACAGUAUGCUGUAUGUUAGCAUCCUAACACUGCUUCUAGCGCACAGUAUGCUGUAUGUUAGCAUCCUAACACUGCUUGUAGCGCACAGUAUGCUGUAUGUUAGCAUCCUAACACUGCUUGUAGCGCACAGUAUGCUGUAUGUUAGCAUCCUAACGCUUCUUGUUGCUGACAGUUUGUUAGCAUAGCAUCAUAAUGCUGCUUGUUGCGUCAGGUUUACAGUACGUUAGCAUCAUAAUGCUGCUUGUUGCGUCAGGUUUAACGUUUACAGUUCACAGCAUGUGAUUGCGAGACUGAUAUGAGGGAGUUGACCUGAAUGCGAUAAGGUUUGCAUCAGCAGUUCCUCUAAAUGUUGCAGUUACUCUGGAAAUAAACUGCCCACUGGUAGCUGUUAUGUCUUGGUCUGGUUUGUUACAGGAACUCACUGGACACCGGCUCAGAUCAGGCCUGGAACUAUUGUCCGUUAACUACCGCUCUCUCCUUAUUCCCCCCUCAAACAAUGUAGGACAAUCCGUCCCAGGUAUGUACCCUGUCCGCAGGGCCUAAUAUAGCCACGAGAUCAGGGAAUCCAUCCUUUGACUUCUUCUGCAAAGUCUGGGUUCGCUCAGCUCAUCUUGACCAAUCAGAGAAGGUUACCAUUUUAGUGUCUGUUCCACUUGAUGUGGUGAGUCAGAUGCAGUGCUGCAUAGACCUGAGGAUCUGCUCUGUGAUUUUGCUACAGUCAGUUGGAGGAAAUAACCAAUCAGCACGAGAGUCUGAGUCAUCUGAGAAGCUGAAGAACAGCAAAGCAGCAUAUAUAUUGGGGGUGUGACGACAUGGCCGUUUUUGGUCCAUACCCAAACUUUAUAAAAAAUGAGUAAAUGACAUUUGACAUUGUUAUGAAGAUGCUGCUUUAUAUGAAGAAAAUGUAUGUAAUAAUGUGUAAUUAAAAUAUGAAUCAAUCGUGUUUA